AACCUGUUGCAGAUUCCGUCGAAGGAGACGGCCGCGCCGUCAAGGGCGAAACCGGCAGAGGCGCAACUCCGUCGUCCACGUGCCCGUCAUCCUCGUACCAAGCGGGAACUUCGGCGGAACGUGGUGAAGGCGAAGAUGGAGACGACGGUGGAAGUUCCAGCCCUGGCGACGGCGAUUCCGGAGGUGGAGCGAAAGGACCCGGUGUUGGCGGAAUCGAUGCUGGCGGAAGAAAAGGAGGCGCGAUCCCGACGACCAGCGCUUGCGACGCAAUCUCCACCGAUGGCGCGAUGGCAGGAACCUCGUGA
Paramuricea clavata is the source of this 305-nucleotide messenger RNA. NCBI's taxonomy places the organism in Eukaryota, Metazoa, Cnidaria, Anthozoa, Malacalcyonacea, Plexauridae. The record is from the annotation of a GenBank genome assembly.